AUGUUUUUUGAGAAUUCUCAAAAAAACAUGCUGGAGGUGCAUGGGUGUGAUCUCAAGGUCAUCCAUUCCACCCGCCCUCCCUCCCUCCACCCUCGAACAUGCAUCCACGCAUGCACACCCAAUCCUCUGUGCACACGUGCACGCGUACAUGCACACCCACAGGCAGCAGAGCAGGUGGCAGCAGGAGCAGGGGACCUCCCCAAGCGCCCUCGCGGCAAGAUGGUGGUGUUGGACGACGACCCCUCCCGCUGGCGGCAACACACUUUCCACCGCUCUGGCGCCUACGGCUUCAUCCAGUACAGCGUGUACUGGUUGGAACCGGCGCGCAUCGUGCUGGUGGGGCUGGGCGCGCUGUCCCAACGCAGCAAGCGGCUUCUAGGCUUCUCAUAUCUCCCCACCCACCCAUCCCCCCUCACCUCUCCCCACCCCUCUGCAAGCAGUGCGUACCGAUUAGAACCGGCACGCAUCGUGGUGGUGGGGCUGGGGGCACUGGCGCAGCGCAGCAAGCGGCGGGUGGAGGGGUGCUGGUGGCACCGGAUGGAUGGGCACACGGUGAUCGCUGGGAAGCUCACACAGAUGGUGAUGGAGGAACACCACAACUUCCUGUACGAGAUGGUGGUGCUGCAGUGCACGCUUGAAGAAGAGGUGGAGGAGACGGGAGGGCAUCUGCGGAUCUACCUGGACCGCCAAAUGCUCUACCCUUACCGGGAAGAUGUCAAAGAGAGUCUCAAGGGACCAGAGGGUCCACUCCCCUGGCGCAUGGCAUACUGUGGCUCAACGCUCUACGCUGAGCUAGCAGAGCGCAGCGUUAUCCAGUUCAUCCACUACCACCGCUACGCGGGCGGCUACGACCACUUUGUCUUCUACGACACUGUCGGGCUGGCCCCGUCGCUCAUGGCUUCGCUACAGCCCAUGCUGGACGACGGGCUCGUCACCGUCUCGGACUUCACCCAGUCGUACCAGUUUGACGCCUGGUUCUACUCCCAGGCAGUGGCGAUGCAUGACUGCAUGUACCGCAUGCGCACACAGGCCGAAUGGAUCGCCUUCCAUGACCUAGACGAGUACCUCGUCGUGCCGCCACCAGCAACCCUCCCAACCUUCCUCCACCGCUUCGAAUCCCUCCCGUACAUCACCCUCGGCACGUACGUGUUCUCGGCGCACAUAUGCGAGGAGGACGGGCCGGAGGACGUGUGGGGCGAGGAGGAGAAGCGGUUUGCGGUUGAGAGAAUGCUGCAGCGGCGGAAAAACCCAUACUGUCUAAGAGGGGAGGAUGAUCCCAAGGUGUGCAUCGACUACUUCGGCCACCGCAAGAUAUUUGUCAACCCGCGCAAGGUGGAGGCAUUAUACGUGCAUCGCACAGACAAGCCGAGCACAGGAGGAGUGGAUCUGAGCACCGACGAGAUGUAUUUCGCCCACGUGCGCUCCAUCAACGGCAAGGGCGUCGCCUGCCGCCCGCCCAAGGACCAGGAGAAUGACAUCCCUCCUGACGACCGCGAGCGCUGCACACUCGUGGCUGAGAUUGCCGCACGAGCUCGGGAAUGUGCGCAAGAGGGAUUCACCAACAAGUUCCUCUGCAAGCCCAGAGCCACACGCUAG
Molecule: messenger RNA, 1596 nt
Organism: Closterium sp. Yama58-4
Lineage: Eukaryota; Viridiplantae; Streptophyta; Zygnematophyceae; Desmidiales; Closteriaceae
Source: the annotation of a GenBank genome assembly